GAGGUUGCUGCAUACAUAAAGAAUCAACAUCCAUGCUUGGAUUCAAAAAUAUCACAUAGAUCAAAUAAAGGGUAUUUUGAGUUGAAAAUGUCGAUAAAGGAUUUUCAUGAUUUUGAUGAACAAGCCGUUUACAAGUAUUCUAAACUUGCAAAG
Racocetra persica is the source of this 153-nucleotide messenger RNA. Lineage: Eukaryota; Fungi; Glomeromycota; Glomeromycetes; Diversisporales; Gigasporaceae. The record is from the annotation of a GenBank genome assembly.